UUAACUAGUUAAGCAGACGGUCACCAUAUUUGAUGAGAAAUCAUUGAGAAAUAAAUAUUAUGUGAUUUUAAUUUAUUUCAGUUUGUCUAUAUAAAAAGAACAUGCUACAUUGAAACGAAGUGCGGCUGCUAACAUUAACUAUGGAUUCGACGCUAUCCUUCUUUAGUCUACCAUUUGUAGACUCCGAGAGUGCUGAAUUGGCACUUAAUAUCAAGCACGUGAAUCCAGACUGUGGUUAUGAUGAGCUUCACUCCAGCUUGCCCUCACACAGUGGCUUGCUAGGCCACGAUGACGUGUUGGCCCAGUUCCUGUCGCCAGACGAGCCGCUGGAGGAGCCCGACCUCAACGGCCCCACCACCUUGCACUGCGAGAUAUGUCAGAAAAAGUUUGACAAUGCUAAGAAGUACUAUGGUCAUCUUAGAAUACAUUCCAAGGGCAAUGCUUGGGUUUGUGACAAGUGCCCGGACCAGAAGUUUCCCACUAAGCAGCACCUCAUGAAGCACAGCCUCAGUCACAAGCCCCUGGAGCGAGUGUGGCGGUGUCAGCACUGCAGCCUGUCCUUUGAGGCCCUCUGGAGGCUCCAACAGCAUCUCUUCUCUACCCAUUUGGAGAACAGGCCCCACAAAUGUGAUGAAUGUGAAAAAUGUUUCCAUAAAAAAUCUGAUUUAAAGAGGCACAAAGACAUGCACAGCAAUGUAAAGAAAUUCGCCUGUUCAGUAUGUGAGAUGGAGUUCAAAGACAAGUGCAAUCUUAAGAGGCAUAUGUUGCGGCACACCAACGAGAAGCCCUACUGCUGUGCAGGCUGCGGCAAUAGGUAUAAACAGUUGGCAUCCAUGAAAAGGCACAGUGUGAAGUGCCCCAAAAAUCAGAACAACAUAAAUGUGGAUCCCAAAGUAAGGAAGAAUCACUGCACAGUGUGCGGCAUGAUGUUUCAGUACAAGAGUGCUUUAUUGGAACAUUGCGUCAGGAUUGUAACUGAACUAUAUUCGUACAGGGUGCACACAAACCCUCCAAGCACCGCAAGCCCCCCCGACACCGAACCCGACAAGCCCCACGUGCAGCUCACCAUAGACCACAACCGCCUCGACACCAUCGUCGACGACAUCCUCGCUGCCGAGGACGACUACCUCUCCCUCUCGCACAACAACAUCCUCAACUACAACCAGAACGAGACACAAGAUAAUAAUGAUAACCUCAUGCAUGUGGAAUUCUUAAAAGCAAUGAAUCAGUUACACAGUCUUGAUGAUGAACUGUUUUAUAACGAUUUAGAUUUAGAUAACUUCCAGGCUUCACAUAUAUUUAACAUGAAUACUAAUGAUAUGGACUACGGAGAUAAAAAUGGAGAAAUUCUCUUCGAUUUUGCUGAUAAUGGGAGAAGUAUGGAUCAAGAUAUUAUGAAUGUGCUCUCCGAUGCUGCAGCCCCGGAGACAACUAAGACUGAACCCGAAAAUCCCCCAGUCUCUGUGGACGAAUGUGCGACGAUUUUUGAAAGUGAUGUAGAUUUAGAAGCAAGUACAAAUUUAGCGGCUAAUUUGAAUCAGUUGAUUGGCGAGAAUAAUGUUCAUUAUGUUUCAACGGAGGAUGAUGAUACAUUUAUAAUUAGUUUGAACAGUGCUAUAGAUGCUGAACAGUUGACGGAUAUGUUAAAUAUAGGAAUUGAAUUAGUUGAAAAUAAUAAUGAAGAGAAAACAUCAGAAGUAGUACCGGAACCAGAUAAGACUGAUUAUCAGAUAGAUGAGCCAAUCGUAGUGAAAAUUGAAGAACCUAUACUCAGUAACGUCGCGCCUAAUGAUAACAAGAAAAAUGUUGUAGUAACGCCAAAGAUAAAGAAAUGCACUUUAUUUAUUUGCCGGACAUGUAAUAAAGUAUUUAAAAAGAAGGAAAAUUACAAGUCACACAAAGCAAUACACAACCCAUCCCUGCGCUCGCACCGCUGCCGCUCGUGCGGAGUCCGCUUCAGCUACCGCUCCACGCUCAACAAGCACCGCGCCAUGCACGAGCGCAGGCCCGAGCGGCGCCUCGAGUGCGGACACGAGGGGUGCCACAAGGUGUACGACGCGGCGUGGAAGGUCGGUGUUUACUGUUUAAUACUUAUCGCUACACAACCCAUCUCUGCGCUCGCACCGCUGCCGCUCGUGCGGAGUCCGCUUCAGCUACCGCUCCACGCUCAACAAGCACCGCGCCAUGCACGAGCGCAGGCCCGAGCGGCGCCUCGAGUGCGGACACGAGGGGUGCCACAAGGUGUACGACGCGGCGUGGAAGGUCGGUGUUUACUGUUUAAUACUUAUCGCUACACAACCCAUCUCUGCGCUCUCACCGCUGCCGCUCGUGCGGAGUCCGCUUCAGCUACCGCUCCACGCUCAACAAGCACCGCGCCAUGCACGAGCGCAGGCCCGAGCGGCGCCUCGAGUGCGGACACGAGGGGUGCCACAAGGUGUACGACGCGGCGUGGAAGCUACCGCUCCACGCUCAACAAGCACCGCGCCAUGCACGAGCGCAGGCCCGAGCGGCGCCUCGAGUGCGGACACGAGGGGUGCCACAAGGUGUACGACGCGGCGUGGAAGCACCGCGCCAUGCACGAGCGCAGGCCCGAGCGGCGCCUCGAGUGCGGACACGAGGGGUGCCACAAGGUGUACGACGCGGCGUGGAAGGUCGGUGUUUACUGUUUAAUACUUAUCGCUACACAACCCAUCUCUGCGCUCGCACCGCUGCCGCUCGUGCGGAGUCCGCUUCAGCUACCGCUCCACGCUCAACAAGCACCGCGCCAUGCACGAGCGCAGGCCCGAGCGGCGCCUCGAGUGCGGACACGAGGGGUGCCACAAGGUGUACGACGCGGCGUGGAAGUCCGCUUCAGCUACCGCUCCACGCUCAACAAGCACCGCGCCAUGCACGAGCGCAGGCCCGAGCGGCGCCUCGAGUGCGGACACGAGGGGUGCCACAAGGUGUACGACGCGGCGUGGAAGGUCGGUGUUUACUGUUUAAUACUUAUCGCUACACAACCCAUCUCUGCGCUCGCACCGCUGCCGCUCGUGCGGAGUCCGCUUCAGCUACCGCUCCACGCUCAACAAGCACCGCGCCAUGCACGAGCGCAGGCCCGAGCGGCGCCUCGAGUGCGGACACGAGGGGUGCCACAAGGUGUACGACGCGGCGUGGAAGUCCGCUUCAGCUACCGCUCCACGCUCAACAAGCACCGCGCCAUGCACGAGCGCAGGCCCGAGCGGCGCCUCGAGUGCGGACACGAGGGGUGCCACAAGGUGUACGACGCGGCGUGGAAGGUCGGUGUUUACUGUUUAAUACUUAUCGCUACACAACCCAUCUCUGCGCUCUCAUCGCUGCCGCUCGUGCGGAGUCCGCUUCAGCUACCGCUCCACGCUCAACAAGCACCGCGCCAUGCACGAGCGCAGGCCCGAGCGGCGCCUCGAGUGCGGACACGAGGGGUGCCACAAGGUGUACGACGCGGCGUGGAAGUCCGCUUCAGCUACCGCUCCACGCUCAACAAGCACCGCGCCAUGCACGAGCGCAGGCCCGAGCGGCGCCUCGAGUGCGGACACGAGGGGUGCCACAAGGUGUACGACGCGGCGUGGAAGCACAACCCAUCUCUGCGCUCGCACCGCUGCCGCUCGUGCGGAGUCCGCUUCAGCUACCGCUCCACGCUCAACAAGCACCGCGCCAUGCACGAGCGCAGGCCCGAGCGGCGCCUCGAGUGCGGACACGAGGGGUGCCACAAGGUGUACGACGCGGCGUGGAAGUUAAAAAAUCACGUAGAGCGCGACCACGAAAAACUGACGCCGUACAAAUGCGACAGACAGGGUUGUGGGAAGAGGUUCUACAAGAAGUGCGACUUGCAGAAACAUGACAGGUUCCACUCCGGCGAGCGGCCGUACUCUUGUGACAUCUGCCAGCGCGCCUUCCAGCAGAUCUCGCAUCUGAAGCGCCAUAUACGGACCGUCGACUGCACUCAACACGCACAGCGAUGAAGGUUCCGGAGCUCCGCUAGUUUAAUUAUGAAUCAAGACUAAUGCUGUGAUAAUGCACUUUGUUAAUAUGAUAGUAAUUAUGAUUAUUAAAUAUAUUUGAACAUA
Messenger RNA from Cydia strobilella, 4082 nucleotides. RefSeq names its product zinc finger protein 91-like. Gene Ontology annotation, biological process: regulation of transcription by RNA polymerase II. The record is from RefSeq and is a predicted model, not a curated record. Lineage: Eukaryota; Metazoa; Arthropoda; Insecta; Lepidoptera; Tortricidae. Gene Ontology annotation, molecular function: RNA polymerase II cis-regulatory region sequence-specific DNA binding; DNA-binding transcription factor activity. The transcript has 17 exons. The coding region runs from base 141 to 3977 and encodes 1278 amino acids.